Synchiropus splendidus (mandarinfish) is the source of this 1914-nucleotide messenger RNA. It is a transcript of the gene elovl4b, whose product is annotated as ELOVL fatty acid elongase 4b. Gene Ontology annotation, molecular function: fatty acid elongase activity. Gene Ontology annotation, cellular component: endoplasmic reticulum; endoplasmic reticulum membrane. The transcript has 7 exons. The record is from RefSeq and is a predicted model, not a curated record. Gene Ontology annotation, biological process: fatty acid elongation, saturated fatty acid; fatty acid elongation, monounsaturated fatty acid; very long-chain fatty acid biosynthetic process. Bases 262 to 1179 code for a protein of 305 amino acids. NCBI's taxonomy places the organism in Eukaryota, Metazoa, Chordata, Actinopteri, Syngnathiformes, Callionymidae.
CAGCCUUUUCGGCGUCCAGGAGAUUUGAAGAUGAUGCGGCUGAGCGGCGGACCGGAUGAAUAAUUAGCUUCUAUCGUAGUCUGUUUUAUUUUACUUGCCUUGCUUUUUUCUUGCCAAACUGCUGUUUGAUGUGGAGCUUAAACAGGGGCUGAGCAGACAGUGGAAAAAACGACGACAGACGAGCGGCGGAGAGGAGUUGGGAUCACAUUGCACCGGAUGUCAUUACACGCUCCUUAAUAUCGAGGAUUCAAAACGACAGUCAUGGAGGUUGUUACGCAUCUUGUAAAUGAUUCAGUAGAAUUUUACAAAUGGAGCCUUACUAUAGCAGACAAGAGGGUAGAGUCCUGGCCCAUGAUGGCGUCUCCCUUCCCCACACUGGCCAUCAGCUGCCUGUACCUGCUCUUCCUGUGGGCGGGGCCCAGAUACAUGCAGGACCGCCAGCCCUACACGCUCAGGAAGACCCUCAUAGUCUACAAUUUCAGCAUGGUGGUCCUCAACUUCUACAUCGCCAAAGAGCUUCUACUAGGCUCUCGAGCAGCCGGGUACAGCUACCUCUGUCAACCUGUCAACUACUCCAAUGAUGUCAAUGAAGUCAGGAUAGCCUCCGCUCUCUGGUGGUACUACAUCUCCAAAGGGGUGGAGUUUUUGGACACAGUCUUUUUCAUCCUGAGGAAGAAGUUCAACCAGGUCAGCUUCCUGCACGUGUAUCACCACUGCACCAUGUUCAUCCUCUGGUGGAUCGGCAUCAAAUGGGUUCCUGGAGGACAAUCUUUCUUCGGUGCUACCAUCAACGCUUCCAUCCACGUCAUGAUGUACGGUUAUUAUGGACUGGCAGCUUUGGGACCGCAGAUGCAGAAGUACCUCUGGUGGAAGAAAUACCUCACGAUUAUUCAGAUGAUCCAGUUCCACGUGACCAUCGGCCAUGCGGGUCACUCCCUCUACACCGGAUGUCCGUUCCCCGCCUGGAUGCAGUGGGCCCUGAUAGGCUACGCUGUUACCUUCAUCAUCCUCUUCGCCAACUUCUACUACCACGCUUACCGACGCAAACCUUCCUCCGCACAGAAGGGAAGCAAAGCGGUCACCAACGGCACGGCGGCAGUCACCAAUGGCCACAGCCAGGCGGAGCAGGUGGAGGAUAACGGGAAGAAGCAGAGGAAGGGAAGAGCCAAGCGAGAGUAAGGAGGGAGGAGGGCUGGUGAUACACAGGGAGAGGACAGUGGCGAGUAGGGGGAGGGGAACGCAUAAGCUCCGAGCAGAUCAUUGCAGUUUGGUGUGUGGGUUUGUCUGCAGCAGCUCUGUUUGUUAACAGAAAAGAGAGUUUGGGGUCUCUAUAAACAUUUCAAAUCACACGCUGCUCAUGUAGGCUGUGCUGUUCUGUACGUUGCGGGCCACUGUGUAACCAAAAAUGUGCAGCAUCUUCUAAUUUAUCAGCCAAAAUUUACCUCCACCUUUUCUACUCCACUGUUUCUGAGCUUCCAUAGUCUUUAUAUGUUGAUUUUCUAGUGCUCAAAGAGUUUUAACUAAUUUGACUAUUACCAGCAAACAUGCAGGUUUGAACCCAUGUUUCUUUGGGAAAAUCUUUUUUUUUGUUCCAAAUAAAUUUUGGUAGUGUAGACCAACGACAAGAAGCUGCCAUCUGCUGUAUCCACUGAAUUUAACUCGCUGACGCAUCUCUGCAGUCCCAAACCGACGUACCUGUGCUCACAUGCUACUUCAGUUUGUUUUCGAUGUGAAUUUAAAAACUUGAUAUAAGCACUGUGGGUGGGCGGGGACUAGUUUCUUUUAGUAUUCAUGCAACUUCUCUGGGUAUGUUUGUUACUGGAUUAUUUGCUGUGCGAUGUAGCAAAGCUUAAUAUUUGUCUCACUGCCACUUAGGUCUGAAGAACAGUUCAGGACUGACAAUGUUUUUUUUUU